Molecule: messenger RNA, 3894 nt
Organism: Homalodisca vitripennis (glassy-winged sharpshooter)
Lineage: Eukaryota; Metazoa; Arthropoda; Insecta; Hemiptera; Cicadellidae
Gene: tgo
Product: aryl hydrocarbon receptor nuclear translocator homolog
Exons: 13
Coding region: 411-2438 (675 amino acids)
Biological process (GO): regulation of transcription by RNA polymerase II
Cellular component (GO): transcription regulator complex; nucleus; cytoplasm
Molecular function (GO): protein dimerization activity; RNA polymerase II cis-regulatory region sequence-specific DNA binding; DNA-binding transcription factor activity, RNA polymerase II-specific
Source: RefSeq, a predicted model, not a curated record
UUACUUCAGUCUUCGCGUAGCUGUUGUGAUGAGUGUUUAGUGCAAGGGUUCUGCGGGUUUUCGUGCAAACGUAACUUUGCUCAAGUGUUUCUCAUUAAACAAUUUUGCUCAACAUUUUAUAUUCACCAUUUUAUCAGUUUUGUAUUAAAAGUUUUGCUGUGCGAACCAAUAACAAUUACAAUCCGUUAUGUCCGGGCAUGUUCUAUCUCGUACCAACAGUGUUCAAUACAGUUAGCUAGUCAAUCCUCUCGUUAUCAGUUCAUCAUAUUUUGCUAAUACUAUUUUAAUUUAGGAGAGACUAUUUUUGCGGAUAUACUAUAAUUCGAAAGUGAUGGCAACUUGUGUGGUUUGUGGGUGAAAAAGUGCGCGAACUGUAUUGAUACAAGUUUGUGUAGAAACAAAUAUCAGUGAUGUACACGUACGCAGCGGCGGCGGCAGCGGGGGUGGGGUCCCAUUAUCAGCCCGCCCCUCCCACCUACCUGCCGCCCCAUCACCAGCUCGCCGCCCCCGGCUUGGGGCCCGUCCCGCCUCCGAUGCCGCCUCUCUCGCCCCAUAGUAAACGGCGCAGAUCAGAUGAGGACGACCCUAGCGGCAGCAAAUAUCCUCGAAUGGAGGAGGACAGCUUGCAGGACAAGGAGCGCUUUGCCAGAACCAACUGUAGGGAGAACCACUGCGAAAUCGAGCGGCGGCGGCGCAACAAGAUGACGGCGUACAUCACGGAGCUGUCGGAUAUGGUGCCCACCUGCAGUGCGCUGGCUCGCAAGCCCGACAAGCUCACCAUCCUGCGCAUGGCGGUCGCGCACAUGAAGGCGCUCAGGGGUACAGGUAACACUAGCACGGACGGCACAUACAAGCCCUCAUUCCUGACAGACCAGGAGCUGAAGCAUUUGAUCCUGGAGGCUGCUGACGGCUUCUUGUUUGUGGUCACCUGUGACACUGGCCGCAUCAUCUAUGUGUCUGACAGUGUCAGUCCCGUCCUCAAUCAGUCACAGAGUGAUUGGUUCGGCUCCUGUAUAUUUGAGCACCUACACCCAGAGGAUGUAGAAAAAGUGCGGGAACAAUUAAGCACUCAGGAACCGCAGAAUUCUGGUCGCAUCCUGGACCUCAAGACAGGCACUGUCAAGAAGGAGGGUCACCAGUCGUCGAUGCGUCUAUGCAUGGGCUCCCGCAGAGGGUUCAUCUGCCGGAUGAAAGUGGGUGCACUGGGCGCAGACAACAUGGCGGCGGGACACCUGAACCGGCUGAAGCAGCGUAACAGCCUGGGUCCAUCACGAGACAGCCACAACUACGCUGUCGUCCACUGCACAGGCUACAUCAAGAACUGGCCUCCCACUGGUCAGUUUGACACGCACGCCCUCUCCGGGGUUCAGAUGGAGAGAGGUGUGGAGGAAGAUGGCACACAUUGCUGUCUGGUGGCCAUCGGGCGUCUACAAGUCACCUCCACUCCCAACACCAGUGACUUGUCUGGCUCUAACAGUAAUGCAGAAUUCAUAUCUCGUCACUCUAUGGAGGGCAAGUUCACGUUUGUGGAUCAACGAGUGAUUGGGCUGCUAGGGUACACGCCACCAGAACUGCUAGGCAAAUCCUGUUUUGAGUUCUUUCACCCAGAAGACCAAACUCAUAUGAAGGAGAGCUUUGAGCAAGUCCUAAAGUUGAAGGGGCAAGUGAUGUCUGUGAUGUACCGCUUCAGGGCGAAAAGUCGAGAAUGGGUCUGGCUGCGUACUUCUGCUUUCGCCUUCCUCAACCCGUACCAUGACGAGAUAGAAUAUAUUGUGUGCACCAACACUACUGCCAAGUCACUACACUCUGCUGGGGACCCAUCUGGAGAAGCUGAACAGAUCCCCUACCAGCCUGGCAUCGAUUACAGUCUUCAGCGCAGAGAUGUUUACUCUCACAUCCCACAGCAUAUACACGGUAAUUGUAACCAGGGAGGGCGGCCAGGAAGCAACCAGAAUGUGUACAGCAGCUACGAGGCAACAGCUAGCCCCAUCAGCUAUAACUCACCGGGCCAGGGCUCAGUGCUAAGUCGUAUCUCCAAGACCACAACCAGCCCACCUACAACUCAGUCUGCCUGGACCACCCUGCGACAGCAGCCAGUAACUGAGGGAUACCAGUACAGCCAGCUGAGCCCAUCUCAGAGCCCCACAGGGCCGACAUACACUCAGCUCAGUGGUGGAGCCCGUGGAGCCGCACCCGCACCAUACCACACUGCUCCCGCUCCCCCUACUCCAGGUAUGUGGUCGUGGCAAGGUGCCAACCAGACAUCAGAGUCUGGACCAGGUUCUAGUGGGUCGGGGGGCGGUGGGCCCAACUCAGCAGGUCCGCCAGGUAACCCGCCUCAGCCCCACGAGUUGUCUGAUAUGAUGAUGCAGAUGUUGGACCAGGGUGCCGCCACUUCCUUCGAGGAUCUCAACAUGUUCAACACUUCCUUUGAGUGAACCAUGCCACUUUAGCACUUUGACUUGUACAGUUUAGACUUUUCUCCAAUUUGAAUGUUGCAAUGUUCGCACGCUGUGAAACGUUUCUCAUAUCAGAAGCAUGUUGAACGAGGACGCGUUUUGAUACCGAACGUAUCAAGUGGCGGGAAUACCAGUGAUACGACUGUCGUUUUUUGAUACUUUAUUAGUUGCUGUUCUAGUGUAAUUCUAGCGUAUAGGACGACCUUGUCUGUCACCGUCUACAGUUAAUGUUAAUUUUAGUUUUCUAUUAAGAUGAUAUUUUGUAAAUCUGUUGUCAGUGUGUGAGCUAUAAUUUUGUAUAAUAACUGUCAUCCAGCAAGUAAGUAGGUUUAGGAAUAGAGUUAUUUUUCGAUUUGUCAGUGCCAGCGUUAUUUAUCGACUCGCCUAUAUCGCACAAUAUUGGCUUGUAGCUGAACCUAGAUAAAUAUUUAUGUAGUAACCUUUCAGAUGUUAAAAGAACAGUCACAAAAAUUUAUGUUUUCAAAUCGCAAUAAUAUUUUUUGGUAAUUGUAAGAAAUCAAGAAUACUGAAGAUACAUAACAAUCAGUUGUUAAAACUUAACAAUUUUAGAUGAUCACUGUAAAUUUGUUUGCAUUGUGUAUUUUAUUAUUUAUAUUUUUGUACCAAUAUUUUGGCUUUAGUAUCAGUUAGUUGCUAUGUGAUUUUGGCUAGUGGCUUACAAUUUUGCAGAUUUGAGAAUACUAAAUGAGUUUUAAACAUUUCUUUACAGAGCUAUCUAUGGUGCAUUUUGGAUUUUUAUCAAGAGAGUUAAUUUUAGAAGUAAACGUAAAUAUUAGGUAUGUAUUGAUAAAAUACCUAUUUAAUGUAUUGGUUUUCUUGUGAAAAAAUCUACUGUGAUUUUAUCACAAAUUGAAUGCACAGAAAACUCAUUUAACUAGAGUAACUGACUGUUUCCAUAGCAUUUUCAAUAUUGUUGUCAAAUUGCAAUAUUAUUUUAGUUUGGCUUUUAUGCAUAGAACAAAAUAAAAUUUGAUUGGUGCUUGAAAUGAUGUAAUAUCUGUGAUCUAUACAGUGAAAUUUAGUUUGGAAAAUGUAUGUAUUAAAAUUUACAUCUUAACUCUACACUGUGUUAUGCCAGUUCAGAAUUGUUAUUUUUCAGUAUGCAAUAUCUAAGUGGUAUUUUAUAGUACGAAGUAAAGUAUUAUAUUUUGUAAAUUUUAAAUUAUUCGUACAGCUUUUAAAAUCACAGUAUGUUGGGAAUCCUGUAAUUUAUUUUGUUUAAGUUAACAAAUCUAAAAAAAAUCUUAAAGGAGAAUAAAUUUCCUUUACUAUUUUGACCUUCUGAUGUCAUUAUAGGUCCAUAAUUAGUUGCAACAUUGUUGUGCGAUUGGGUUCAUUGUAAAAUGUCUUAUUUAUGUAUAAUGUAUUGUAACUGAUGGUUUUAUUUUUCAUACAGUUUAAUUGUGAAUAUGUA